This is a messenger RNA of Penicillium mononematosum, 903 nucleotides long. RefSeq lists its product as uncharacterized. NCBI's taxonomy places the organism in Eukaryota, Fungi, Ascomycota, Eurotiomycetes, Eurotiales, Aspergillaceae. The record is from RefSeq and is a predicted model, not a curated record. The transcript has a single exon. Bases 1 to 903 code for a protein of 300 amino acids.
AUGCCUAAUGUCCUCAUCGUCAAUGACAAUGCUUCUUUCGCUUCCAGUGACACCUUCUCUACUCAAGAUUCGAUAGAGCAACCACGACAUUCGCUCCGUCGAAGAAACACAGUCUCCCAACUUACAAGGAGGGUUUCUAAGAGAAUAUCCCAAACAAUACUCAGGGCCAGAGUUCAAGAACAUGCGCUAAGCGAAAAGAACCUCAAAGACCUCAACGAUGCAACAGAUAUCAAUCCACACAACUUAUGCUCGCCCGCUCAUCAGCCUCGUGAGGUUAAAAUAUACAACAGUAUUCACGAAAAAAUUGAGGAGGAAUGCCCUAUUCUUAGCGUGGAAGAAGCGAGAGAGACACGCCUUCAUCAGUCGUAUGCAACCUUCUGUGAAAACUUUACGCUGUCGGGAACAACAAGUACGAGGAGGAGGUUUGACUUAUCAAUGGGGACGGAGUGGGCAGAGGAGCAUACACAAUCCUCACACACGGAUCUGACUCUCGAAAAUGACACACCUGCAUUUUCGGGUUCUCAUGCAUGUCCUAAGCAUAUAACGGUCCAUUCAAAGCCCAGACCAAGUACAGUCGUGUUCCCAAUAUCGUGUCCAUCUACGGACCUCGACGAUACACCCAUACCACCCUCAGCAGCUACCGAGAAGCCCUCUUCAGAAUUACCGGCGACAGGCACAUCAAAGGUUGAGGAAGACUUGAACAAGAUCAGUUCUGAGAUAGCGCCGAAAUCUAACUACCCCCAACCGCCGCCUCACAUCAUCACCCCAACUGUGUGGAUGGACAUGCAGCGCGACAAGCAAGAACGCAAAGCAGCUCGACGGCAGAAACUGUUAAGUCCGUUUCGGUCGUGGUUUAUGACAAGCCAGCCCUCGUGGGGACGGAGACAUGAAGUCGUCGAAUAA